Danaus plexippus (monarch butterfly) is the source of this 1105-nucleotide messenger RNA. Its product is annotated as A disintegrin and metalloproteinase with thrombospondin motifs adt-2-like. The transcript has 5 exons. Gene Ontology annotation, biological process: proteolysis. The record is from RefSeq and is a predicted model, not a curated record. Lineage: Eukaryota; Metazoa; Arthropoda; Insecta; Lepidoptera; Nymphalidae. Gene Ontology annotation, molecular function: metalloendopeptidase activity. The coding region runs from base 73 to 849 and encodes 258 amino acids.
GGUCUUGGUAAAGCGUUAAAAUUCAACAUAAUUCAUCUUAGUACGCUGUAAGCUUUCAAUCAGGUCGGUGGUAUGAAGCUGUGUAACUUGUUGUGCUUGUGUGUGCUGUUCCAAAAUGGAUAUACAAGGAUUUCAACGAAUUCGACUAUAAAAUAUUUAACACAGCCACAUAACGAGAUAUCCGUCAAUUUAAUGUUCCACGUCGACAAGGCUCUGACAAGGAAGUUGUCAAAAGAUUACAAGACACGAUCACGCGGAAAGCUGAAGGCAAUUGUGCAGAACGUUCUGAACGAUGCAAGAAAACUAUUCGACGCUAAGAAAUUCAAUCGGUCCAUAAAAUUCAAUCUGCUGGACACGAAAUUCCUGAGGAACAAUCAGAUGUUUGCGAUGGACGAGAACGCGUCGACCUAUUUGAAAAAUUAUUGUGAUUUCCAAAGCAAAAGAAAAGUUGCAAUGAAACGACUUUACCUCUCUGUAUUAUUAACCGGCCUUGAUAUAUUCCAUGUUAAUAAUGGAAAAACUGUGAGAGCUAAUUCUGGUCGGGGAUACACAAGAGGUAUGUGCAGCGUGAGAAAAAGUUGCGCAUUAUUGGAAUGGGAACCAAAAACCAUCGGGUUUCUGUUAGCUCACGAAAUAGGACACAGUCUUGGCAUGAGCCACGACGGGCCACCGUACAACCUCUGUAGGGACCAAAGGCACAUCAUGGCGGUCAGAUACCACCCCAACCAUCAUCCCAUUUCCUGGUCUUCAUGUAGUAUACAGUCCUUGAAGCAGUUCUUGAUGAGUGGUAAAUCGUGGUGCAUCAGACAAGAAAAGAGAAGAAUUAAUUUCAAGACUGUCCGUCAAUAAAUGAAGUUACAACGUGUUAAAGUGUCUAGUCAUUAACAUCAGAUGUCGAUUGAUUGAUUGAUCGAUCGAUUCAUCGAUUGAUUGAUUGAUAUUGUGUUUAAAUAUUAAUGAACUCCCAAAGACUUAAUAUUUAUAAAUACCGGGUUGAAGGAAUACUAAAAAGAAAUAUAGAUGUAUUUCUAUGGACCUAUUAGUGCUAUUUAUAAGAUGUUCUUAUACGCUUUUGUACUAAUUAGUCAAUAAACGAUGCUCAAUA